Messenger RNA from Girardinichthys multiradiatus, 3950 nucleotides. RefSeq names its product hexokinase 2 (gene hk2). The transcript has 18 exons. Gene Ontology annotation, biological process: glucose 6-phosphate metabolic process; glycolytic process; intracellular glucose homeostasis. Gene Ontology annotation, cellular component: cytosol; mitochondrion. Bases 190 to 2937 code for a protein of 915 amino acids. Lineage: Eukaryota; Metazoa; Chordata; Actinopteri; Cyprinodontiformes; Goodeidae. The record is from RefSeq and is a predicted model, not a curated record. Gene Ontology annotation, molecular function: D-glucose binding; ATP binding; mannokinase activity.
UUACUGUUGAACGACGUCAUCUAACCACCCAGUUCAGGAAGCUGGAAGUUUCUUGUUUCCUAGAGUUCGGCUCUUUUGUUAACCAAAUUUCAAACCUGCAGUCUUUUGUUGGUAAGAAACUUUUUCGUGUCCGUGUUGCGAAAGGCGUAAGGGGGCAGGACGCAAAGUUUACACAUCACUCAUCUGAAGAUGUUAGCAUCAAGUCUCCCUGAGCUCCACGAUGACCACGCACAAAAAGUGGACAAUUACCUGCACCAGUUCAAGCUGUCAGACAAGACUUUAAUGGAGUUGUCUUUGAGAUUUCGGCGAGAGAUGGACAAAGGCUUAUGCAGGGACACAAAUCCCACAGCCACUGUCAAGAUGCUGCCAACAUUUGUGCGCUCCACUCCUGAUGGAACAGAACAAGGAGAAUUCCUGGCACUUGACCUCGGUGGAUCUAAUUUCAGAGUUCUCCUGGUCAAGGUUAAGGGCAAUGGCGAGCAAAAGGUGGAGAUGGAAAGCCAGAUUUAUGACAUUCCUGAGCUUGUCAUGAGAGGCAGCGGCUCUGAGUUAUUUGACCACAUCGCUGACUGUCUGGCUAAUUUUCUGGAGAAGAUGGGGAUAAAGGAUAAAAAGCUCCCUCUGGGUUUCACCUUCUCUUUUCCCUGCCAGCAGACCAAAUUGGAUGAGAGCAUUUUGAUAUCUUGGACCAAAGGCUUCAGGUUGAGUGGAGUGGAAGGAAAGGAUGUGGUCAGCCUUCUGAGGAAGUCUAUCAAAAAACGAGGGGACAUUGAUACUGACAUCAUGGCAGUGAUCAGUGACACAGUGGGUACCAUGAUGACCUGUGGCUAUGAUGAUCGUCACUGUGAAAUUGGCCUUAUUGUGGGAACGGGCACCAAUGCUUGUUACAUGGAGCAGAUGAGGAACCUUCAGCUGCUGGAUGGAGAUGAGGGGCAGAUGUGUGUAAAUACAGAGUGGGGAGCUUUUGGAGAUGAUGGCGGCCUGGAGGACGUGCGCACGGACAUUGACCGGGAAAUUGAUGCAGGCUCGUUGAACCCUGGCAAGCAGUUGUUUGAGAAGAUGAUAAGUGGGAUGUACAUGGGUGAGCUGGUGCGUCUCAUCUUGGUGAAGAUGGCCAGAGAUCAACUGUUGUUCCAGGGCAAGACUACGCCAGAGCUUCUUACCACUGGAUGCUUCAGCACCAACCACAUCUUCACCAUUGAGAGUGACAACGAUGAAGAAGGUCUGGCAAGUUCUGAGAAGGUUCUCCGCAGCCUUGGUCUGGACCCGACUGCUGACGACUGCGCAGCUACUCGGAGGAUUUGUCAGAUCGUGUCCACUCGGGCCGCACACUUAUGUGCCUCCACCCUGGCAGCGGUAAUGCGACAAAUCCGGGACAACAAAGCGGCUGAAAAGUUGCGUAUCACCAUUGGAGUAGACGGAUCGGUUUACAAGAAUCAUCCAGAAUUUUCCAGGAGGCUCAACAAAAUGGUGCGGCGCCUUGUGCCAGACUGUGACGUGCGCUUUUUGCAGUCACAGUGCGGCAGCGGGAAAGGUGCGGCGAUGGUUACAGCAGUGGCCUACCGUCUCGCCGCUCAGCACACCGAGCGGCAGCGCAUUCUUGACACCUUGCGUUUGAGUCGUGAACAACUGUUUGAGGUGAAGAGGAGAAUGACCGAGGAGAUGGCACGAGGCCUGUCAAAACAAACGCAUGACCAAACAAGCGUCAAGAUGCUUCCAACAUAUGUUCAGUCCACCCUGAACGGAACAGAACAAGGAGAUUUCUUGGCUUUGGACCUUGGGGGUUCCAGUUUUCGUGUUCUUCUUGUUAAGCUGAAAAGUGAAAAGAAGCAGAAAGUGGAUAUGCACCAGAAGAUCUACAGGAUUGAUCAGGAGACCAUGCAAGGCACAGGGGAGGAGCUCUUCGACCAUAUUGUGUACUGCAUUGCUGACUUUUUGGACUACAUGGGCAUGAGAGGGGCAUCCUUACCUCUGGGAUUUACAUUCUCCUUCCCAUGUGAUCAAACCAAACUGGAUGAGGGCAUUCUUCUGAAGUGGACAAAGGGUUUCAAAGCCAGUGGUUGUGAGGGAAAAAACGUUGUGAUGUUGCUUAAAGAGGCUGUCCAGCGCAAAAAGAGAUUUGACCUGAACUUUGUGGCGGUGGUAAAUGACACAGUGGGGACCAUGAUGACCUGUGCCUAUGAGGACCCCAAAUGUGAGCUGGGCCUUAUUGUUGGCACAGGGACCAAUGCCUGCUACAUGGAGGAAUUGCACAACAUUGAAACGGUGGAGGGAAAUGAGGGCCGCAUGUGUGUCAAUGUGGAGUGGGGAGCAUUUGGCGAAAAUGGUGAACUGGAUGACUUUUGCACAGAGUUUGAUCGUGCUGUCGAUGAAUGCUCCAACUACCCUGGGAAACAGAGGUAUGAGAAGAUGAUUGGUGGCAUGUACCUCGGAGAGAUAGUGAGGAAUGUGCUAAUGGAUUACACUGCUAAGGGCCUGCUGUUCAGAGGCAAAGUAUCAGAGCGGCUGAAGACCCGGGGCAUCUUUGAGACCAAGUUUCUGUCGCAGAUUGAAAGCGACCGCCUGGCCAUGCGUCAGGUCCGCUCCAUCCUGCAGCACCUGGGCCUCGCCGGCUCCACGUGUGACGACAGCGUUCUGGUGAAGGAGGUGUGCAGCGUCGUCGCUCGCCGUGCAGCCCAGCUCUGUGGCGCUGGUUUAGCUGCUCUUGUUGACAAGAUCCGGCAGAACCGCAACCUGAACCAGCUCUCCAUCACUGUGGGAGUGGACGGCACCCUUUACAAGACACACCCUCACUUCUCGAGCAUCAUGCAGGAAACCCUGCAGGAUUUGGCCCCUCAGUGUGAGGUGACUUUCCUCAAGUCAGAGGAUGGCAGUGGGAAAGGAGCAGCGCUUAUCACAGCCGUGGCCUGUAGGUUCAAGAGUGAGAAGCUGCAGUGAAUCCAUAGGACGUGAGCAGAGCUGCAGAGAAUUUCUUCCUUUGGGUCAACACAUACUGUGCAGUCAGUCAUCAUUCUGUAGUCUGUAGUUUUAUUUUAUGUAUGUUUAUGCACAUAUGGGUAUCUGUGUUUUAUGGUAUGAAGGGAUGCUGUCACGGAGGUUCGGUUGGGUGCAAAUUAAGCUCAGAAAUCACAUUUCUGCUGGCUGUGUGUGGUAAUGAACCUACACCUUCAGUGAGGCCUUCAUUGUUUUACACUCCCUCAUUGUCUUUUAUGUUUAUACCCCGAUUUCAGUUCUAUUUUAAGUCAAUCUUGUGAAUAGUUGAACUUCUCACACAUUAACAGUCUGGCAAGUCUAGAAAAACACAUUGAUAGACCAAAGACAGAAGAAUCAUGACAUGCAGCAGGUCAAUGAAGCAACAGGUAUCUAAUUAUUAUUAGUAUUUUUAUUUAAAGUUUUAAAGGAAUGUCAUUUUGUUACAGAAAACUUUAGAAAGUAUCAAAACUUGUAAUGAAAUGUUUUUUAAACCAUUGUAUGGGUAUAUUUGUAUGUUUAAAAUGUUAACAUUAGCCACACAUUGAAAACAUGUUCUGAAAACCAAAACUGUUUUAAAACUAUAGAAAACUGUGAAUCUUUGAGGAGGCUGCAAAUAACUGGAAGUAGAAAUCAUUCCAACUGUGCUGCACUGAUUGCUGCAAGCCUAUUCUGAUGCUCUGUCCUAAACAACUCCAAAUAGAGUGAGAAAUCACAUGGGGUCUUUACUUUCUUUCCUGAAAGGGAAGAAAACCGAGAUGAUCCCAACAUGGACACACUUGUUGCUGGGAGGUGGAGACAAUAAAGAUGAGAAUGAAAACAAUCUGCACCUAAAUUAUUGGACCUGUCAGUUGAAUUAAUAUUUUUCUGAACACAAAAUGUAUUUUAUGUUUUUACAAGGGAAAUACCCUGAACACAUGGAAAGUGUGUUAUUGUUUUCUUCAAACCAAACCCAACAGAAUAAAUUUUGCCCAGCCAUA